Molecule: messenger RNA, 1233 nt
Organism: Pistacia vera
Lineage: Eukaryota; Viridiplantae; Streptophyta; Magnoliopsida; Sapindales; Anacardiaceae
Product: zinc finger BED domain-containing protein RICESLEEPER 2-like
Exons: 2
Coding region: 1-1233 (410 amino acids)
Molecular function (GO): DNA binding
Source: RefSeq, a predicted model, not a curated record
AUGCAACUAGUAGAAGAUAUCUUUGAAACCUGGUCUGAUGACGAUGCCACACCCGCAGGCACACCCGGUGAUGGUGUUAAUGCUUCUACCCCUCGUACUAACGAGGAGCAAGUUAAUCAUUUUCAGAGGAAAAAGAGACCAAAGACAUCAGCGGUUUGGAAUGAAUUUAAAGAGGUAGUUCUACCGGAUGGUUCUACAAAGGGAGAGUGUAUUCAUUGUAAGGCAAAGCUCGCAAUAACGGAGACCAAGAGCACAACUCAGUUUGCAAGACAUUUGAAAUCAUGUUUGAAGCAAAUAGAUGCUAAGUUUGAUAUGAACAAGAUGCGGGAACUAGCUGCUAACUGGGUGCUCAUGCACGAGCAUCCAUUUACAGUUGUGGGGGAGGAGGGUUUUAAUAUGAUGCAAAAAUGUGGCAUGCCACUAUGGGAGAAGAUAACACGUACUGCUUUGAAACAACAUUGUGUGACUGUGUAUGAGAUACAAAAGAAGAAGUUGGUUAAUUUGCUUAAGAGUAUUAACAAGAUUAGUUUGACAACUGAUAUAUGGAAUUCUUCUAAUCAGAAGCUUGAGUACAUGGUUCUCACUGGACAUUUUAUUGAUAAUGAUUGGAAGUUGCAGAAGUGUGUGCUCAAUUUUGUUCAUAUACCGGCUCCUCGACCUGGUGUUGAGAUUGUUGCUGUUAUUCAUAAGUGUUUAAUUGAAUGGGGAAUUGAGAACAAGGUGUUCAGUAUCUCGGUUGACAAUGCUUCAAGUAAUGACGCGGCAAUCAAGAUUUUAAGAGAGAAUUUAGGAAGAAACAAGAAGCUAAUGUGUGGUGGGAGGUUGUUUCAUGUGCGGUGCGCAGCACACAUAUUGAAUCUCAUGGUUCAGGAUGAGCUUUCCCAAAUUAAGCCCAUCAUUCAAGACAUGCGUGACUGUAUUUUGUAUGUCAAGCAAUCAGAGACUAGAGUAAUUAUGUUUUUAGAGAUUGUUCAUAUGUUGCAGUUGCCCAAGCGGAAACUCAUACUUGAUUGUAAAACGAGGUGGAAUUCUACUUAUGAGAUGUUGGCACUUGCAAUUCAGUAUAGAGAUGUGUUUCCAAUGUUAGUUCAAUUGGAUAAUAACUUUACUUGUGCCCUAAUAGAUGAAGAUUGGGAAAAACUUGAGAAAGUGUGUGAGAUUUUGGAAGUCUUCAACUUGGCAACUAAUGUCAUAUCGGGGAGUGAGUUCCCCACUUUUAACUUAUUUUUGUAA